Messenger RNA from Hypomesus transpacificus, 1254 nucleotides. RefSeq names its product eukaryotic translation initiation factor 6 (gene eif6). The transcript has 7 exons. Gene Ontology annotation, cellular component: nucleolus; cytosol; preribosome, large subunit precursor. Gene Ontology annotation, molecular function: ribosomal large subunit binding. Lineage: Eukaryota; Metazoa; Chordata; Actinopteri; Osmeriformes; Osmeridae. Bases 128 to 865 code for a protein of 245 amino acids. Gene Ontology annotation, biological process: assembly of large subunit precursor of preribosome; maturation of LSU-rRNA; cytosolic ribosome assembly. The record is from RefSeq and is a predicted model, not a curated record.
CACGUGGUAUGAAGGAAGGAGCGUACGCAUACAUGCUUGCUUGCUUGCGAGGCCACGCAUCUUGGAUAGCUAGUGUCAGAAAAAACUCACCCAAAAUAUCAUCGCAAGACACCUGUAAGACCCCACCAUGGCUGUAAGAGCAUCAUUUGAAAAGAACAACGAAAUAGGCUGCUUCGCAAAGCUGACCAACACAUACUGUCUAGUGGCCAUUGGUGGAUCAGAGAAUUUCUACAGUGUGUUUGAAGGGGAGCUAUCGGAGACCAUCCCAGUGGUCCACGCCUCCAUAGCAGGUUGUAGGAUAAUCGGGAGAAUGUGUGUGGGGAACCGCCACGGGCUUCUGGUGCCCAACAACACGACAGACCAGGAGCUGCAGCAUAUCAGGAACUGCCUGCCUGACUCCGUUCGCAUCCAGCGAGUUGAGGAGAGACUGUCCGCCCUGGGCAACGUCAUCGCCUGCAAUGACUAUGUAGCCCUGGUCCACCCAGACCUCGACAGGGAAACUGAGGAGAUUCUGGCAGACAGUCUGAAGGUGGAGGUCUUCCGCCAGACAGUGGCCGAGCAGGUCUUGGUGGGAAGUUACUGUACCUUCAGCAACCAGGGAGGUUUGGUCCACCCCAAGACCUCUAUAGAGGACCAGGAUGAGUUGUCCUCACUUCUGCAAGUUCCCCUGGUGGCUGGUACAGUGAACCGUGGUAGUGAAGUCAUUGCAGCGGGGAUGGUAGUGAACGACUGGUGUGCAUUCUGCGGCCUGGACACCACCAGCACAGAGUUAUCUGUCAUAGAGAGUGUGUUCCGUCUCAGCGAGGCUCCACCCAGCGCUAUCGCCACCACGAUGAGAGACUCUCUGAUUGACAGCCUGACUUAAGGGCUGUCUCCUGUCAGUCCAUCCUACCACAGAAGGGGAGAGUCCUGCGAGGCAACAAGUGAGAUAUCCGUCAGAGGAUUCUCCUACUAAAGACCCCUCCCCCUACUUUCCAUCUCUUCCUCCCACCUGACUUUCACUCUUACACCUUCCCAUUUCCUCCUUCUCAGUCCAGCUUUUAGGGGUUGGAGAGCACCAGUGGCUGGGUGGAAUCUUUAUACUUAAAGGAACAUUACGCUUCAUAAAACUAGUUUUAUCGAUAGCCCUUUCAGACUGAAAGUGCCUUAAAAACUCUUGUUUUGUCGUGUGGUUCCUGUGUAACUUUGUAUGAUAACAGAAGUAUUGUAACUUGCAUUGAACUGACCAUGUCAAAUAAAAGGCUUUUUAGUGAA